Molecule: messenger RNA, 3063 nt
Organism: Engraulis encrasicolus (European anchovy)
Lineage: Eukaryota; Metazoa; Chordata; Actinopteri; Clupeiformes; Engraulidae
Gene: zfp36l2
Product: zinc finger protein 36, C3H type-like 2
Exons: 2
Coding region: 593-1864 (423 amino acids)
Molecular function (GO): metal ion binding; mRNA binding
Source: RefSeq, a predicted model, not a curated record
UAUUUAAGCACUCCAAAACUUGGGCCACUAUAGCUUCCAGUAAUUCAACAACAGACUUGCUCGGAAAAGUAAUCGGAGUGCGUUGCGAAUGCGCCGUUUAGGAAAGGCAGAUGUGGAUACGCUCCUGCAGCUUGGUGGAGUUUGAUCUACGACCCCCAGCUUUGAGGAAUCAAGAGGGAGAGAAACGAGAGACCAGGCAAAGUUGUAGGAGGGGUGUGGACGAUGGCCAACCAGAACUCCUGCUCCCUUCCAAUAGAAGGGGCGUGACUUUGCCCCUAAAGUUUUCCGCCCUCAUCGACACGGCUGCCGCUGCGAAGCAUUUAUAUUCAUGUGCGGAAAAGUCUCGGCGACUGCAGCAUUCAGGCUCGGCACUUCACAGAGGAAGGAACACCCCAUAACAUAAACAACACGAAACAAAACGAGGAACUUAUCCUUUUUUCACUCUGCAGUGAGAAGCAACCAUCCAUCCUCUGGAGUUCUGUUCUUUUCCACUUCUCACAGCUCACCCCCCAAAAAGUAGCAGUCGUGGCAAACCCUUAGCAAAACUUUGCCUCGUGUAGCUGUGCGCGCAAGGAUCCUGCUCGGUCUACUCAUGAAAGAUCAACUACGACUGAACAGUUCCGAAAGAGAGAUGUCUGCAACCAUCCUGUCCGCCUUCUACGACAUCGACAUGCUUUACAAGGAAAAGACUCUCAACAUGAACGCAAUUCACAUCAACAGUAUGUUGGACAAGAAAGCCGUGGGGGCUCCUGUUACAACGUCUAGCUCAAACAACUGCUCCUACACCCCGGGAUUUUUCCGCAGAAACUCGACCAGUAACAUGGAUUCUGUGACCAACAGCAACAAGUACCCAGCUGGCUUCAACAACCUGAAAGAGAGCUCGGUAGUGAAUGGCAGCUCAAACACCGCCAUAAUGAACAAGGAAAACAAGUUUCGUGACCGCGCGUACAGCGAAAACGGGGAAAGGAGCCAGCAGCUCCAGGUUUUGCAACAGAAGCCGGGCUCUCAGAUCAACUCCACCCGCUACAAGACAGAGCUGUGUCGGCCUUUCGAGGAGAACGGCGCAUGCAAAUACGGGGAGAAGUGUCAGUUCGCGCACGGCUACCACGAGCUGAGGAGUUUGUCUCGCCACCCCAAGUACAAAACCGAGCCGUGCCGCACCUUCCACACUAUCGGUUUCUGUCCGUACGGUCCACGUUGCCACUUCAUUCACAACGCAGACGAGCGCAGGCCUGCCCCUGCCAACGCCAACAUGCAGGGAGAGUCCAAGUCUGCUCGAGAGUUGUGCGGCUAUGGACAGAAGGAGGUGGUCCCUCAAGCCAGCGCCUUCAGGGAGAGGCCAAAGCUCAACCACAGCCUUAGCUUCUCCGGCUUUGCCACACAACACGGACUUGAUUCACCCAUUAUCGAAAGCCCAACGUCCCGCACCCCGCCACCCUGUUCCUCCAACAACUCUUGCCCCCAAAACUUUUAUGAGGAUGUGUCGCCCAACACUCUGGCUUGCGUCAACAGUGCCUUCUCCUUCCCCGGGCAAGAACUGAAAGCCUUACUUUCUCCACUGGUGGUGCAGGCUCAAAAUGGCUACACCAACCACAAUAAUGGUGCUUACUUUGGGAAUCUCUCGGGCGUCUGCCCUCCCUCUCCCCCUUACAACAUGAGCCACUUGCAGUCCUCCCUGCACCGCCUUUCUGAGUCGCCGGUGUUCGACUCACCCCCCAGCCCCCCAGACUCCAUCUCAGACCGGGAGAGCUAUGCAAGCGGGUCCCUAAGCUCUUCUGGAAGUCUGAGCGGCUCCGAAUCUCCCAGCUUGGAUGCCGGCAGACGUUUGCCAAUCUUCAGCAGGCUGUCGAUUUCAGAUGACUAAGUUUGUUCACUUUUGCAUGUGGUGUGCGCGUGUGUGUGUUUUUUUAUACCUUGUUUAGUAUGAGGAGGACUUGAAAUUCCAGCACUCACCGCCGUUCUUGGACGGUGACACCUCUGACGACGUGUAACGUUUGACAGAAAUACAUCUGCUUUAAAACUUUAGAGACAGAUGACGUUGUCUUGUCUUUUUGAUAUGGCAUUAGUUCGUUUGUCUGUAUGUUUUUGAUAACUACAUGUAGCUAUCAAUAGAAGGCAUUCCACCGGUGACUUGUGUUCUGAGCUGCAACAGAUUUUCUCCUUUUUUGAGGUUGCAUCAAGGCCUUUUUUCCUGGAGAAAGUCGUAUUCUACACUUCUUUGUUUCUUUCUAUCUCUGUUUUUUGUUUCUUUAUUUCAUAAGAACGAGAAAGACCUAGCGGUUUUAGAUUUUCCUGCAUCCUACCAAGAAUAUGCCUUGACACAAGUUGUAACAGCUUCACAGCUUCAAAAGUAUUUUUUAUUCUCAAAGCUUAAAAACUUCCAUUCCAAAACUUUUACUUGGUUCACAGCGCCACGCAGUGGUUUGGUUGGGUAGUGUUAGUUUGUUGCUUAGUUCAAGCAUUCUUGUGUGGUGGUUUGUGCGGGAGAUCACUGCUGUUGGUUGAAUAUACUAUAUUUUUUUAGAUGUUCGGAGUGAUUACAUAGCGGUGCAUAACUGGCUAUGAACUAUUUAACUUAUUUAUUAUCUUGUGAAAAGUAUAGGCUACAUUGGUAAUUGUCCAGACUGUAUUUAUCGAGUAUGAUGAAGCAAUAGAUAUAUUCUUUUAUGUUUAAAUUAUGAACGCCAUUAUUAAUCUACAGUAAGUGGAGUGUAUGUUCUUCUCACAGUAAUAUAUAUUUUUGUUUGGUCUCUUUUGUAACUUCACUUCGUUAUUUUAUUGUAAAUGAGUAAAAAAAAAAUCUUAAUUUAAGAUAUUGUAUGUGAUAUUUAUUUCAUUAAUUUUGUUUCCUUGUUUACGUUUAUUAAAAAAACAAACAAACAACAAAAGUUUGCGUGAUUUUGCUGGAGGUUGCUUGUCUGUGCUCUGGAAGGCCUAUUUUCUGUCCUUUUGGCGAGAAUCCCUAGAUUUGUUUCUCUAGUGGAGUCUGUAGAAUGUAAACAAUGUGGGUUUAUUGUUUCUUCCUGUCUUUGUUUUUGUUUUGUUUUGUCCCCCCCCCCCCCC